AUGAUAGGCGUGUCCAACGGUGGAUAUAUUGAAUGGCGGGAGAUUGCAGAACAACAAGUAUGCGAUUUUGGAGAUUACGCGGUUUGCCGAGAUCCACCCAUCGUUCAGAAACGUAUUAAUAAUAUGUGUUUAGAACAGCUCAUUUCAACCAACCGUUCAUUUCAUUGCUCCGUUCAGGAUUCUGUGUAUAGCUCGCCACAUUUUGAGAAAAUAACUUCUGAUAUAAUGGCAUUGUCGACAAGAACACCGAUAAACUGCGCCAUAACUGGAGGUUUUCAUAUUUUGAAAAACUUGAGUAUAAUUCGCUUAGGUUGUAAUGACACUUUUUAUUGCGAGGGUAACAUCAAUUUUAUUGGAGAUAAGCGUUGUCAAAUGAUAAAACCGUAUAUCGUAAAAACUAUAAAUGAUGAUGUUGUUCCAGUAGUCGAAUCAAUUCGUCCAUUGAAUAUUGGUCUUGCAAAAGUAUACCCAUUUGCAUCUGACAAAAAUCUCAUUCUUACCUUAGAAGAGCAAAUGAGAAUCCAAGAGAAAAAUAUAAAAGAAACAGAAAAAACUAGUGAUAGUCUAUCGAAAAAAGGACUAAUAAGUGCAACAAGACCUGUGGUUCUUUUUCUUUCUGUUGCACUGAGUGUUGUUUUAAUAGUUGUCGUUCUUCUUGUUCUUUACCUAAUUUAUCGCUGCCGCCACAAUUCACCAACUCAACAAUCGUCGAUCGUCAACAUUGGUACGAGCAUGAACCAGCCGACAACCUCAAUCUUACCAACGUCACAAGACAAUUUGGGCAGUCUCCAAGAUUUGUUACAAGCAUUCGCGAUCAAUAAACUUGCCAAAAUCUAA
Molecule: messenger RNA, 837 nt
Organism: Didymodactylos carnosus
Lineage: Eukaryota; Metazoa; Rotifera; Eurotatoria; Philodinida; Philodinidae
Source: the annotation of a GenBank genome assembly